AUGUCUACCGAAGAUAUCCGCAUCGAACCCAUCACCAAUCCUGAUGACUUCGAAGGUGCCUUCGAGGCGGUGGCCAACGCCUUCGGUCGUCAAACUAACGAUGCAAUCUGGAUCGCCUUCAACCCAGGCUGGGAUACACCUGAGGGCGCAAAAGCUGGUGCUCAACGUCUAGCAGACCAGUUCAAGUCAGUCACUCAAAACCGCGAUGGAAAGCCCAACACUGUCUUUGUCAAAGCCACAGUCAACAACACCAUCGCCGGUAUGGCAACCUGGCAUCAAGCUUCCGUCGUAGAAGGCUGGGGCGACGCACCGGGCGAUCUCACAAAGGGGUCUUUCCUGGAGGACUUGUACCCUGGAAACAAGACUGAGCAGAAGUUCCUCGUGCAGGCGGAUAAAUCACUCUUCAGUCGUCGACGCGAGAUCAUCAAGGAGAAGGCUUCCGCUGAGAAGCCGGCUGUUUUUGCGAUGGAUCUUUGUGCCGUUGAUCCCAAGUUCCAGAGAAGGGGUCUUGCGAGGAAGUUGGUCCAGUGGGGAUUGGAUGAGGCUGUGAGAAGGGGAGAUUUGGAGUGUAUUACUGAGGGAUCGAGUAUGGGACGGUUGGUGUACCUGCAGAUGGGUUUCAAGGCGGAUAGUGAGACGGUUUAUGAGAUGGAUGAGGAGUUUAAGGAUAGGGAGAUGCCCUCGAAUGUUGUUCUGAGAACUGGUGGACAAUAA
Molecule: messenger RNA, 714 nt
Organism: Fusarium coffeatum
Lineage: Eukaryota; Fungi; Ascomycota; Sordariomycetes; Hypocreales; Nectriaceae
Exons: 1
Coding region: 1-714 (237 amino acids)
Molecular function (GO): acyltransferase activity, transferring groups other than amino-acyl groups
Source: RefSeq, a predicted model, not a curated record